AUGGCGACCAAACAUGCCCAAUUGCCGCACCUGCGGUUGGGUGAGCUGACCCUCCUUGGUUAUGCGGCAGAUGACUCUCGUGAUGUUGUGACCUUAUCCGAUCCAGAGGCACUGAUCCUGCAACUCGCCAACCAGGUCCAGGAACAACAACUCGAAAAGGCGUUGCUAGAAUCAGAUCCUGGGCCAGAAACAAGGCCACCCUCUCGCGAUGAGAUCGAGGAACACCUCGCGAAUGCAGAACGCGAGUUGCUCGAGGCGCGCGCCACCUACACAGUCAGGAGGAAAGCCGCUCACACCAUCCUCAUGACCGACCCUAUCCUGAAAGCGGUUCACCUGAAGGCCACUAUUCCACCUGAACGGGCCCUUCUCCGCCUUGUGAACCGGCGCGACGUGCUCGCGCUAGCCCACGAAAAUCUAGCCUCGGCACAUGACCAGGUACUCAAACAGCUUUCUGACUCGGAGGUUGCGAAUCUACAAAUCAACCAGGAGAAUCAAGAGCUGGUACGACAGCUUCUAGAGCUUACCAAGCAAGAUGAAACAUGGAGAGAGAAGCUGAAAGAUGCGAAACUCUUGUCACAACUGGAACAAUUGGAAACCGACUUCAAAUCCAACAAAGCCCAAUGGGAUACGAUGAAGCAUAUUGCCAGUGCGAUGGUCGUCGGCAGCGGACUGAAUUGGGCUGAUGACGACCAGCUUCAAGCUUUGGUCCUGGAUGAGAGUGAAGAUUGA
Messenger RNA from Penicillium waksmanii, 729 nucleotides. Its product is annotated as centromere protein H. Gene Ontology annotation, cellular component: kinetochore. The transcript has 3 exons. Gene Ontology annotation, biological process: kinetochore assembly. Lineage: Eukaryota; Fungi; Ascomycota; Eurotiomycetes; Eurotiales; Aspergillaceae. The coding region runs from base 1 to 729 and encodes 242 amino acids. The record is from RefSeq and is a predicted model, not a curated record.